UCGAGUAGGCUACACGUCACUACAAGUAGGUAAAAUACCUGCGGUGCCUGUUGAGGUAGGUGAGAAAUGUAGAUGAUUUUGUGGUGUAGCCUUCGCAAAAACACCAGUAGAAUAGCCGAGAUUAUGCAAUGCCAUCAGUAAAUUGUCAGUGUGACCAAUAUUCAUAGUUCGAUCCACGUCCUGCUGGCUUGUUUUUCUGCACCUUUUUUUCGCCGCUGCUUUGAGGUAGCCUACACCAUUUUCAGUGUCGGUGAACGCACUGCCCAGAGGCACCACUCCCUGAACUCACCGUUUGUGGCGCGCGCUGCCGUUUUUCAUGCAAACAUGCCCAACAACGGUGAACUUCAAUGGUAUGCGCUGCGGUAGUGACCUUGAGAGUUUGUUUGGAAGCCUUACCUUGUUCGCCACCUUGGCACUGAGGCAAAUCCUAAUGUGGCGGAACACACUAAUAUUUUAUGUGUCUUUGCUCCUUCAUUCUGGAUCUCUCCAGGAGCAAAUAUACCCACAGAACUGCAUUCGGAAGGGAGAAUUUGAAGGCGAGUAUUGCCGUAUUACACAGGAGGAAGUUAAAGCAGUUUUAAACCUUCCCUCUUCAGUUUCCUUUCCAUUUGGAGGUUGUGUUCCUUGGCCAUGUAAUUUUUUUCUAGGAGUAACUCCAGACAUUUGCCAACAUUAUGUUCAGCGUCCACAAAAUGUGGUCAUUGAGUUCCUGCCCAAUCCUGAUCCCAAACACGAAACUGCCAUUAUAUCAUGGAACCCCAGUAAAUACGGGAUUGCCUUCCUGCGAGGAUUUCAGGUUUCUCUGCAUGCCUUGGGUGGGGCUCAGGUGGCGUGUCAGCUUUUCCUGGUGCAGCAAAACCAGUCCUUAACACCAUUCCAUUCCCAAAGGGUUUAUUACUCGGACCCCUUCCCCAUUUUGACUCUUGACACUCAGUAUGCAGUGACGGUAAUGGCAUUGCCCGUGCCUGAGGAGUGGGACCAAUUUUACCAGAAGCGUCUGUUCAGCACACGCACUUGCCCUGAGAAAAAUGGACUAGCAAAAUGCAAAAAAGACUGGUAUCCAACAUACAUCGUUAUAGAGCAAAAUGGUCAUGACGUUAAUGUAACCUUCAACCUUGCACCCCCAAAUCUACAGUUGAAUCAAUAUUUUUCAUCGUGCUAUGGUGGGGGUCAAAGAACAUACACAACAUUAGAACCAGACAUCAAAAAGAACCACACACACUUCACAUACCGAUUGCCCCGAUUACUUUACUCUGGAGUAAAUUACACUUGUGAGAUAGCAGUUGAUGUGGUAGAUGCCGUCAGGAAAAAGUUUUAUGUUGAGAUAUCGCCAACAAGAGAGGAUCCCUCUCAAUUACUUCCAGAGAUUAACCCCCUCACCUCCCUGAUUCCUCUUGGCAUCAUCCUGGCCGUUACUCUGGCUACCCUCCUUGCAGUUAUGUGCAAGAGAAAACGGGACAAACUAACCAAGAAGUAUGCCACUCCAGUGAACGCUUGUCCAGACAUUUAUCAGCAAUUCCUAGUCAAACCAGAGGAACAGUGUGUGGCUGUGACCAUUCCAGUCCAGAACUCCAUGCCCCCCAGCCUGCUGAUAGUCUAUUCAGGCACUGAUGGUCCUGCUCAUGUUCGGGUUGUCCUGCAUCUUGCGGCUUUCCUGCAGAGGCAUAUGGCAAUUAAGGUUUUUCUGGAUCUGUGGGAAUCUCUCAGUCUGAUGGAGGAGGGUGUGCUGGGAUGGUACUGCAAGAAGAUCGUGGAGAGUGACUAUGUGCUGGUCAUCUGCUCCCCGGGCCUCCAUCUGAGACCACAGGAGAAAAAAGACGUCCCAGAGGAAGAAGACCCUCCAGAUCAAAACAUGUCCUCAGCCAUCGUAGCUAUGAUUGGCGAGGAGCUUUGCCGUACAAAAGCCAGGGGCCAAGACCUGUCCAGAUACAUGACUGCGAUGUUUGACUACUCUAAGGAGACGGACAUGCCUGUGGUUUUUAGCCUUGCCUCCCACUACAAUCUCACCACAGACUUGCCGCUGCUCUUCUCCCACCUCCAUGGGCUGGCCCUGCAGCAGCCUGGGGCCUGCCUGCGGAUAGAGCACAUCUCUGAGGACUACUCCAGACUGCCUGCUGGGGAAGCGCUACAGAGAGCCAUCCUGGAGGCUACGUCUGAGCUCAGUGAACAGCAGGAAUGUGAAGAUGAGAAAGGACCCGCAAUUACCACCACCACACAUGGAUUCAUUUCAUGAUUUUGAAUGUGUAUACAUGGACUCGGUGAUGGAGCACAAUAACGAGGUCUAAAAGCAACGUUGUCAAAGAUACGGCUUGGGAGCCAGGUCCGGCCCACCAGCCGGAAUAGAUAUUCGACUAUGUGUGAUAAGCGUAAUCUUUAUGAAAUGCCAAAGCAAAUAAGCCUAGUACAAAAACAGGAAGGAAAACCGGGAGAAAUUGACUGAGCAUGAAGCUCUUUUACAACAAUGCCCUGAGUUUACAAAACAUACAACAACAAUCAUCAAAAUAACACCACAAGAACAAUAAAAAAAGAUACAAAGCCUAAUAAAAAAAAAAAUAGUAAGAAAAGAGGGGAAAUAUGUAUGUAUCAAUAAAAUCAAAAUAAUAAUAAUAAUAAUAAUAAUAAUAAUAAUAUGUAAGGUCUAAAUGCAGAAAAAGGAAACAUUUUGCUGCACCAACAAUUUCAUUAUGUUGGCGUAGCCAUAUAGUCUCCAUGCUGGUGAAAAAAGAGACUGACAUGGAGGGUAGGGUAUUUCAAGAAAGAGCAGAAACAGCAGCACACGAUAAACCUAUUUGUCUUGUUUGCUCAUAAGUGGGUGUAGUUAAGAAGUUUAUUAUCUAUCAACAACCUAAAACCCAUGCAGAAAAAUUAUAAUGACCUUGACAAUGGUGGCCCUCACAAGGUCUCAUUCUAACAAAUCCGGCCUACUGUCUAAUAUUGCACACCCCUGUUGAAAAGAAUACAUGUUAUGAAUGCAGUCUGGCAAUAAAUUAAUUGAACUGGGAAAGAACUGGAUGGAAAGAACUGGGAAAGAACACUCUGGCAGCACCAGUCCUAACCAGCCAACCCCCUUGAACAAGCAUGUUAUUUAAUAAGCAGAACACUUUUUCCUUUGCACUUUUAAUGUAACACUGUAGUGGCUUUUUGAAAUGCCUGUUUAUGCCAUACUUAACAUUGCAGCCACUAAAAAGCUAGACAUAACAGUUGCUGUGAUGGCCGCCAUGUAUUGAACCUCAACAGCUGUUUUAAUAGGCUGUCUGAAAGACUUGACUUGGUGAAUUAUAAAAUGUAAUUUGUAAAUAUAAAUUGUAUAAAGUAAACUUUGUUGCUGGUACAUUGUUGUUAUUGAACCAAGUCUUCUCAUACUACAAAAUAAGCUUACUCUGAGUCUGGUCACACUUUUUAUUGAUUGGACUGAUUAUGAUUAUGAACAUUAUAUUGAUUUGAAAUUUUGUAGAAAAUUAGACUUUCCAAAAUUAGAUGUGUCCAUAUGUGUUGCCUCUGUUAACAUUAGUUGUGAAGAUUGUGAAAAUAUGUUCAGUCUAGUCUGCAUGUAUAUCAUUUAUACAUCAACUGUGAAUAAAGGACACAUUAUAUGG
Molecule: messenger RNA, 3596 nt
Organism: Alosa sapidissima (American shad)
Lineage: Eukaryota; Metazoa; Chordata; Actinopteri; Clupeiformes; Clupeidae
Product: interleukin-17 receptor D
Exons: 13
Coding region: 317-2233 (638 amino acids)
Molecular function (GO): interleukin-17 receptor activity
Source: RefSeq, a predicted model, not a curated record